Molecule: messenger RNA, 4812 nt
Organism: Ectocarpus siliculosus
Lineage: Eukaryota; Phaeophyceae; Ectocarpales; Ectocarpaceae
Source: the annotation of a GenBank genome assembly
AUGGCUCGUGUGGACCUCAAGAUCGUCGCGGGCGUUUCUCCCCCGCCGACAACAGCGACAACUGCGUCGAACUUAAAGCUGGGUGCUACAACUUCGAACUCCCCCACGCCAGGGUUCCUGCGGUUGACGUGUGGCGCGCCCUUCGAGGUCGCCUACAGGUUCAACUACAGCACGGCCGUCCCGACCGGAGAUUGGCUUGGAGUGAUCGCGUGGGGGGACGAACCCACCGCCGGCACCUGCAUUGUCAGGAGACCUUUCCUGGAAUCAAGCUCUGGAACGGUGUUCUUUGAAGAAGGCCCUCCUCUGCCCGGGAAGUACGCGGUACACGCCUUCUUGACCGAGUCCAACAACGCCGUGGCGGGAUCAACGGCCAUGUUCGAGUGCAUCAGCGGCUUUGGUGCCGAGGAAGCCCGUUGUUCCAGGAAUGGGCGCGAAUUCACUCUUUACCUGUCGACACGGUGGGACAUGAUGCUAGAGCGCGCCGCCUUCAGGGAUGCGGCUGCACCCGCUCUCAAGCAAAUGCUGGAUGCAAGAGGCGUCACCUUUGGUUUCAUAGAUGCGCGAAGUGACUUGGACGUCGAGGACCUGACCACUCCCAGGGGGGUCGAUGCAGUCCUGGAUGGAAUCAGAAGGUGUUGUCCGUACUUCGUGUGCUGCCUCGGGGAGCUGAACGAUGUUGAGCUCGGAGCGGAGAGCGUGAACGCCUCCAUUCUUCAAGGAAACCCGUGGCUCAAGAGAGUUCUGCUUUCGGAUUCGCCGGCAUUGACGAACUCCAGUGACCGAGAGAAAAAACUGGUGCGCGCCGGGCGCAUGAGGGCGGCGGCGGCCAUGCUUACCGUCACGGAUCUGGAAGUUCUGUCCGGUUUUCUGCUGCCCGUGUUGCAAGAAACCAUACAAGCCGAGAGUGGGUCCUGCACCACGGCUGGUGUUACGCGAGCGCGGCUAGCGGCAGUGCCGGGAGGGGCCGCCCGACACUCCUGCAUCGUCAACGCCCUCGCCGACUUUCGAAGGCUCGUCUCUCAACAAGACAGAGAGGGGGGCGAUGGGCACGAUGAAGAAGUUGCCGGCGAUGGAAACGGCAAGCCUGUUGCAGCGGACGCUGGGCACGGUUGUUCCGAAGCGAGGAUUCAUGACGGAACACGCCUUCUUCUACACUCGUGCCGCGUGCCUUCGCAGCGAGCUCCACCCUACCCAAAAAAUGACCUUUCCCGAGCGAUAGACCGCUUGUACCCGAUGCACACGGCCCCGGAUCGUCUCGACUACGUCUCCCUCUUCCCGCACGCGUCGGCUCGGAACCUCCUCAACGCCGCGGUCGUCAAGCUCCCCGUCGUCCGCUACCGGGGUUUCCGGCCCGAACCCUCCGCCGUGACCGGCGGCGUGCUCGCAUCCCCGGGGCUCGCAGUCUCCCCCGCUGCUAGCACCGCCGUUACGGCCGCUACGGCGGCUGCGGCCGCCGCUGCCGCGGCGUCGGCGGCGUGGCGGUUACAGCAGCGCCUCGAGUUUAUUCCGUUCGAGGAGAGAGUCAAGAGGAUGUCGGGCGAAGCGCAAGGGGGUGGAGAUAUUAGCUCCGCCGCUGCGGCCCAUGCUGCCGCAGCCGAUGGGGGGACUGCAGCAGCGGUGCGUGUCGAUCUCAGCUUGGGAAGUGACGGCCGCCGAGGUACCGCUAGGUCCCUCGGCACAACGCCGGCGGAAACGGGCAGCGAAGGUACCCGUGAUGGUGCGGCCGGCAGCGGUGCUGCGCCGGCCUCAACGCCUGCAGUCGCGGCGAAGAGGCUUGCCGUCGUGCUGGCAGAUUACCUGGGAGACAAAACAACGAUAGGCAUGGUUGUAGUCGAUCAGCCCGGCACUGGACUCACCACCGCCUUGCUCGGCUUUUUAGAGUGGUACUGCAGGGGGCAGGUUGCGGGAGGUCGAAAGGGGGUGACGGUCGUCGAGUCGCUAGACAGGAUCCCACAGUACGGCCGCUGCAACCUGUCGCGAGCAGUGAUUUCGAGGCCUCGGCUGGUCUCGCGCAAUUUGAAUGACGGAGGCCUGGCUGAUGAAACGGUGGAACGGCGAACACUGGUGGUGCGUGUGGAUUGCCGGGACCCUUGCCAUGGCCGCCUUGAUAAAGCGCACCUAGUGAACUACCUAUCCUGUGAGAUAAUCCGGACAUUCGGCAUGCCCUACAAAAUGCCGGACAAGCCCGGUCUCUCUAGCAGGUAUCGUAUCUAUAACUGCAGGCUCGACAUGUUUAUUUUUAACCUCUAUGGUACAUAUCAGUGGCGAAGAGGCGACGCAACGAAUGUCGGUACGCUCGAGUUGAGAUGUCGCGCGCUGUGGGUAGAAAGAGCUGCAGUUCGUGAGCGCACCCACUGGAAGGAACUGAAACCCUUAGCACUAGGAAAUGGUGGACACCACGAAGGAAAGAAGGUCCACGGGAUCGUGAGUGAACAAACCUCAGACAACCCUCGGGAGCACAACCACGACGACGACGAAGCUGCUGUAGACCCUCAAGACCAGCUUGCCGCGGAUACCGCGGCCCCUUCGGGCACAAAGAGUGGUGGGGGCACCAUGGCCGUGGCUGCUGCGACGUCCGGCGGGAAGGGAGGGAAGGAGGGUGGGCGGACAGAGAUAGGACCGGAGGUUCUAAGGCGAUGGUUCGAUGUUCUUCGUGGACACGGAGAUUUGGUUCUCGUCAUCGAAAACCCGGACGCCCUCGUAACUCCCGAGGAGCGGGCCGCCGCUUCCCCAGAGCAAGUGCCAAACCCGCUGGCGUGGCUCCCUCCAGAGCUGCCGCCGCAUGUCAAGGUUAUCACGACAUGCUCAACGGGGAGCUCUUGCCAGCAGCUUCUGUGCGGGGCCGAGGGCUGGGGGUGGCACAUGCUAAGAAGGAAGGCCGGUCUGGAUGCCGACACCAAGGGUCAGGUGAUCGAUGCGGUGUUGAGGAAGCACGGCGUCGGCUGUAUGCUGGACUGGGUGGAGUCCGACCUCGUCCUUAAGGAGAAAACCGCCAACAUUCAGUUUCUGGUAGGAGUGACGGAAGCUCUCUGCUACAGCGGCAAGCUGGCUCGCUCCGGGCUCCCUCCCGGUCUCCACACAGCGGCUAGCGCCGGCUCGAGACCCGCCUCGCCAUCGUCGGUAUCUUCGGCAGCUGCCUGCCGCUCAAAUUCUGGUUCUUGUACUAGCGCCGGUAAGGGCGAAAAUUGCGACGGCGGUGGUGGCGGCGGCGGCGGCCUGAGCGACGCAGACGUGGCCAGCCUACGCGGGGCGGCUGCCUCGAUGAUGCACGAGGAGUCGGCGAUUGGUGUGGCGAGGCUUCGGAUCCGCCAGCUGGUGUCUAUCAAGGGUCACCGGGGAAGUUUGCUGCGCGCGGCCCUGUGCCUGGUUCGCCUUUCCCACGCAGGCCUGUCUGUGCUUGAGCUGAGUGCCGCGCUACGCCACAUCUUAGAACGCUACAAGAGUCAACGCCAUCAACAUCACAAGCCACCGCCGUACACAAAUGUUACGGCGUCAGCCGCGGGGUCGGGGACGGGGGGGCGAAAUACUGGUAGCAGCAACAAGGGGCCAGGAAACAGCAGCAACGUCCACGACAACACCAGCAACAACGGCAAUAACAGCAACUCAAGCAACAGCAACCCGUCCUCUUCCCAAACAACGACCACGGCAUCAGCAAGAGAACCACCAGCGAGAGAGGCAGCGGUGGCCACCCCAACGACACGGCAAUCCCCCGCCUCUACGUCGCCACAGGCCACAGGGAGCCCUGAAACUCCCCCGAACCCCGGCGCCUCUGCCGAUACCACGAAAGACAGGAACAACGACUCCGGUCUUCCGGACGCACCGCGAAAGUCUGUAACUACAACCGACACAACGGCGACGACGGCAACGAAGAAGAACACUACCACCUCCGAAGAGGUAGGAGACGCGUCGAUGGCGCACGCAAGCUCGACGGAGGUGGGAGGAGGAGGGAAACCCGGGGCGGCGACGGCGCCGACGGCAGCGGCGAAGCAACCGCCAGAGAGGGGGGGCAAAGGGGCGGCAGCACUGGGGGAGCAUGGCCUGACCAGCUCCAGCCCUAGGGCUGAGCGGACCCAGAGGCCGGCCUUCGGGCAGCAGGACUGGAGGGCGCUCGAGCCCGACUUGAUGCAGUUCUGUCACAAGGUGCUCGGUCGUUUCGUCCUCCGCGACUUCGUGACCGUGACGGCGGUGGACUUGGAGUGCCUGGAAACCCGGGAUAAGUUCGUGGUGUUGGCAGACAGUUUCGCCAAGGAUUUGCCCGGGGUGCGCCGCGCGGAGGAGCAACUCGCCGCCCUCGCGGCUAUUGUCGUCCUUUCGACCCACGGCGGGGUGGAAGCUCCCCGGCGGGCGUCUCGGCCUCACAGGGAAAAACUCUUCACCGCCUUGGCCGACGUCGAGCUCCUGUACGCCAUGAACGGCAGCAAAAGCACCUUCGAGGAGUACUACAACGUCGUCUCCCACAAGGCGAUGGGCUUCCACGGGAGAAACCACCGUGAACACUACCAACACCAAGCGCGGGCGGCGGCGACUCAUGACCUUCUGUACACGGUGCACGGACUAAAGCACCCCGUAGCAGCGCGCCAGCCUGGCGGUGGUGGCGGAAGUGGCGGCGGCAAACCCGUCGGCGGCGGGCUUUCCGAAUUGUGCAAGGUGCUGGCAGCGCGCCGCCGGCAAAAGCAACCGCCUCCGCCGCCCUUGACUCGUGCGGGGGCCUUGCGCCUGUUGGAGGCCGCGAAACUUGUGCUGGAGAGAUUGGGAGACGCGGAGGAGACCAUGAACCUCGCGGAAUCUGCCUGGGCGCUAAUGUUCGGGUGA